Messenger RNA from Cuscuta europaea, 970 nucleotides. NCBI's taxonomy places the organism in Eukaryota, Viridiplantae, Streptophyta, Magnoliopsida, Solanales, Convolvulaceae. The record is from the annotation of a GenBank genome assembly.
GUCCUUUGUUCACUAUAAGUAUCAUCUCCGUCCAAGACACAACUCCUCGCUCUAGGAGGAAACAUUUGGUAUCACUCACGCCAUGUGCACUUUAGAGAAAAAGGGGGACAUUUUCUAUCUUACCCUAACCGGCAUCGAUGAGCACAGACUGAAUCCCACCCUUAUCUCAUCCAUUGGCACAGCGCUUACCAAAAUCAAGUCCGAAGCGGAAAGGGGUUCGGUUCUAAUCACCAAGGCAGAGGGAAAUUAUUUCUCCAAUGGCUUCGACUUGAAAUACGCUGAGGCUGCUUGCACGCCGGAAGCCGCAAUGUAUCGGAUAAUUGACAUGGUAGAGACUUUCAAGCCAGUUGUGGCUGAGCUGAUCUCUCUCCCCAUGCCAACCAUCGCUGCCAUCACCGGGCACGCUGCCGGCGCUGGGCUGAUUCUGGCCAUUUGCCACGACAACGUUGCCAUGAGAUCUGACAGAGGCGUAUUGUACAUGAGUGAGCUGAACCUCGGGCUACCCUUGCCAGAAUACUUCUCAACGGUCAUCAGAUCGAAGGUGGGGUGGCACUCUGCCAGGCGAACGGUAGUGCUGAGAGCAUCCAAGCUGAGGGCUGAGGAGGCGCUUGGGUUGGGGCUGAUUGGCUCGGCGCACGCUAAUGCAGAGGAGACCGUGAAGGCAGCGGUUCUUUUGGCGGAGUCGCUGUCGAAGAGGAAGUGGAAUGGCAUGAUAUAUGCUGAGUUGAGGAAAGCGUUGCUUCCUGAGGUUUGCAGUGCCUUUGGGUUAACUAAUAAUGAUACACCUGCGGUGCCAUCACGACUUUGACUAUAUUUGCUUCAAAAUGAUAUAAUGUUAGAUACUUCACCCCACUAUGGUGUCACUAUAUAAGAACUUUAGAAAUAUUUUUUAAUAAUGAUAUUAAUGAUAAUGACGCUAAUAUUAAUGAAUAAUAAUGAUAAUAAUAGCAGUGGAAAUUAAUGAUACCCA